AUGCAGGUUAACCUUCGAUGUUCGGAAUCCAUGCUAGAUUUUUCCAGAGUCGGGAUGAUGGAAGAAGACAUCCCAAACGUGCCGGGAAGAGGGACUUCUCCACCUCAUGGCUAUUUGAGGUCCCAAAUCCUAGCUCUAUGUGUGAUGAUCAAGGGACUUUUGGAUAGAGAUCAAGAAAUCGCGAUGGCAUUCAUCAAAGCUCUUGCUGUUCAGCACCAGAAGCGUACGAUGGAGAGAAGAAAUAUUCGCAAAAAGAUUAACCGAAUGUUACUCAGAGUCACCGCGAUAACAAGGGAACUUCACAACCUGAAUUCCCACCCUGGAGAUUGGAUCGAACUUGGAAUCUCCAAGUUCGCUCGCAUACCGGACUGUAUGAUGUCGAACCUCGACCUCGCUGGUCAAGGAGUCCAAGUGUUUUGCAAAUCGAGAAGAGUUUCUUAA
Molecule: messenger RNA, 441 nt
Organism: Arabidopsis thaliana (thale cress)
Lineage: Eukaryota; Viridiplantae; Streptophyta; Magnoliopsida; Brassicales; Brassicaceae
Exons: 1
Coding region: 1-441 (146 amino acids)
Source: RefSeq, marked reviewed